Messenger RNA from Astyanax mexicanus (Mexican tetra), 1027 nucleotides. Its product is annotated as macrophage receptor MARCO-like. The record is from RefSeq and is a predicted model, not a curated record. The coding region runs from base 79 to 693 and encodes 204 amino acids. The transcript has 6 exons. NCBI's taxonomy places the organism in Eukaryota, Metazoa, Chordata, Actinopteri, Characiformes, Acestrorhamphidae.
UGUUUAAAAUAAACUAAUUUAGAAGAGAGCUGAAGAUCCUGUUGGAAAGUGAGGAGGCUCCAGAAGAUCCUCUCUGAGAUGUCGUCGUCUGAGAAGACGGAGGACGUCUACCAGACCCUGAACCAGCCUUCAGUAGUGAAGAACCUCCACCCAGAACCCGGAUCAGAGAGGAGCAGCAAGCUGAUGAUGAUGCUGAUGAUCUUUAACUCUCUGUUAUUGAUCGCUGGAUUGAUCCUGAUCGGACUCUUUUACAGGUCGGUAUUGGAGGAGAAUAAAGGGGCGUGGCUUCUUCAUGAUGAUUCUUUCUACUUUAUCUGGGAGGCGGAGGGGAACUGUACUAAAGCAGCAAACUACUGUAGCGCCAAAGCAUCCAACAUCAGACUCGCUGUACUCACACCUGAACUGAGGGAUUGGCUGAUAACUCAGGCUAAAGGAAGAAAGCUCCUGGUUGCAGAGGAUGAGAGUGUGAGUGGGUGUAAACUGGUUGGAGAUCAGGUGAGCUUGGAGACGCCGUUCAUCCCUGGAGAAGAACAAGGCUGGGUGUGUGAACACCUUCACCAGAAAUUAUCUGGGCCACCCGGACCACCUGGACCUCAAGGACCACCUGGACCAGUGGGACCAAUAGGAGCACGUGGACCACCAGGACAAACUGGACCACGUGGACCACCUGGAGCACCUGGACCAAGUGGAUAAAUGUAAUAUAACAAAUGACUUGUGAUUUAAAAAUACAUUUUUCCUGCAUUAUUUCCUGCAUUAAAUGAGAAAUAUACUGUAAUAUGAAUAGAGUCUUGUGUGUACAGAUUCCCUGUAUGGAUCUGUAUAGACUCCUGUAUUAAACCACCAUCAGAUCAACAGCUAUGCUCUUAACUCCGCCCAUCUUCCUCCACCUGAUGGGAGGAGAUCACCAGAAGUAAUAAAGAAAAAAUAAUUCUUAAAAUAUAUAAAUAUACAUCUGUAAUGCACUUAAUUUGCCUGUGUGAAAGAAAGAAAGAUGCCAUACAAAUAAACUUUCCUUGCAUUAAACUUC